Molecule: messenger RNA, 1421 nt
Organism: Staurois parvus
Lineage: Eukaryota; Metazoa; Chordata; Amphibia; Anura; Ranidae
Source: the annotation of a GenBank genome assembly
UUUUUUUUUUCAUUUAGGUGUGUUGUAGUUUUAUUAAAUCCCCGAAAGAACAAACAGCAUCAUAUCCUGAACAGUUCCAGGAAAACAAUCACUGCACUAGCAUUUUCUCCAGAUGGAAAGUUCUUGGUCACAGGAGAGAGUGGACACAUGCCAGCAGUACGGGUCUGGGAUGUGGCUGAAAGGACACAGGUGGCAGAACUUCAAGAACACAAAUAUGGGGUGGCCUGUGUGGCUUUCUCUCCUAGCUCCAAAUACAUUGUAUCUGUGGGAUACCAGCAUGACAUGAUUGUCAAUGUGUGGUCAUGGAAGAAAAAUGUGGUGGUGGCAGCCAACAAGGUCUCUAGUAAAGUAACGGCAGUUUCAUUCUCGGAAGAUAGCAGUUACUUUGUCACUGCUGGAAACAGACAUGUCAAGUUCUGGUAUCUGGAUGAGGCAAAAUCAUCAAAGGUGAACUCAACCAUUCCACUGUUGGGGCGUUCUGGCUUGUUGGGUGAGCUCAGGAACAACUUCUUCACAGAUGUUGCAUGUGGAAAAGGCAAAAAAGCAAGCAGUACCUUUUGUAUAACAUCCUCUGGCCUACUAUGUGAAUUCAAUGACCGUCGAUUGCUGGACAAGUGGGUGGAGCUCAGGACCACUAUAGCCAGCUGCAUAUUGGUGAGCCAGGACUAUAUUUUUUGUGGCUGUGCAGAUGGAACAGUUCGAAUCUUCAACCCAAGUAACUUACACUUUCUCAGCACUAUGCCAAAGCCACACUGUCUGGGUGUAGACAUUGCUACCAUCACUGAAGCCAGCCGCCUCUUCUCCGGUGCUACAGAUGCCAAGUACCCAGACACUGUGGGAAUGACCUUUGACCCCACCAACCAGUGGCUGUCUUGUGUGUAUAAUGACCACAGUCUGUAUGUAUGGGAUAUUAAAGACUUGAAGAAAGUGGAAAAGUCUACUCAGCCUUAUACCAUUCUUCUUGUGUGUGGAGCGUUGAGACGUACCCUGAGAUGAAGGAUAGCAACCAAGCCUGGUUACCACCCAACUCUUUCAUAACAUGCUCCUCUGAUAGUACCGUCCGUCUUUGGAAUAUGGAGACUUCAAACAUCCAUGGAACUGCACUACAUCGAAAUAUACUCAGCAAUGAUCUGAUGAAAAUCAUCCUGAUAGAUGAUAACACGCAGGCCUUGCUGGACACUGAUUGUAACACUGCUGGCCUGGCAGAUAAAGUGGACUCUCAAAUACUAGACACCAAGAUUGGCAUUCGUUCUGUGUGUGUGAGUCCCAACGGUCAACACUUGGCAUCAGGGGACAGGACAGGUACUCUUAGGGUACAUGAGCUACAAUCUCUGUCAGAGCUGUUGAAAGUAGAAGCCCAUGACUCUGAGAUUCUGUGUCUGGAGUACUCAAAGCCAGAGACCGGAUUAAACCUCUUGGCU